This is a messenger RNA of Amblyraja radiata (thorny skate), 1813 nucleotides long. RefSeq names its product solute carrier family 43 member 3-like. NCBI's taxonomy places the organism in Eukaryota, Metazoa, Chordata, Chondrichthyes, Rajiformes, Rajidae. The record is from RefSeq and is a predicted model, not a curated record.
CGUCACGCCUUUUUGACUGUGCCCACGAUAUCAGUCAUCAUCAAGGAACGGGGAUGGGCACAUUUUUGAGGAAGCGCUGGUCUGUGGAAAAGCCUGCGAAUACUGUCUGUACUAAGAGACAGUCCUUUAUGUGAGAUGGGUCGGGACGACGAGCGGAUCAAGUUGCUUUUGACUUUUGCUACUGGGGUCAUAGAAUGCGCCGGCUUUGCGGGUGUGCUCUACGGCUGGCCUUCCCUGGUCUUCGUGCUGAAGAAUGAAGACUACUUCGCUGACCUGUGCAACUCCAGCGACCCUGGGCCGAGGAAUGUCACCGUUGGAUGCGUUCAGCAGGACGAGCGCUUCGCUCUCAUCUUCACCAUUGGUGAUUUUGUCCUGAAGUUGGGGACUGUGGCCAGCGGCUUCCUGCUCGACUCUUACGGCAUCAUGGCGACCCGUUUCCUAGGCAUAUUUCUGUAUACGACAGGCACGCUCAUGAUCGCUUUCUCCGCUGCGGCCUCGGCCCUGCUGCUGUUUCCCGCGCUCGCGUUAUUAGGAGCCGGAGGAGUGAUGUUACUGACAACAAAUAUCAAGAUUGGAAAUCUGUUUGGGAGGAAGCGCGCCAGAGUAAUCACCGUCUACACCGGGGCUUUCAGUUCCGCGACGGUUAUCUUCCAGUUGGUCAAGGUGGCAUAUGAAGCUGGUUUCUCCGUGAUGGCGAUUUUCCUGUUCAUUAGUUGCCUCCGCGUCCUCCACGUACUGCGCACCGUCUUUCUCGUUCCCUGGAAACACAUCCUACCGCUGCCUGAGGGCUUCAGCUACGGCCUGCUCAUUCCAGGUCCACAUAUCAACGGGAACGUGGAGGAAGUCCCCUCUUUCCGGAGCUGCCUUAUCUCUCGCACAUUCCUCGCCAGCCUGCUCUCGACCUCGAUCCUUCAGCUGCGAUCGUCCAUUUUCAUCGGCACUCUGAACCCUCUGCUCAACCUCAUGACGAACGCUGAUCCCGAACAAGUCAGCAGGUUUACAAACGCCUUUGCGUUCACGCAACUGUUUGCUGUUCUGUGCGCUCCUUGGAACGGACUAAUACUGGACAGGCACAAAUUGAUGGGACGGGGUUUGAAUGCAGCCUCAGGCUCGGUAGCGUCACAGAGACUGGCCGACAUGCAGGCGAUGGUCCUCUCUCUCGCCCUCACCGUCAUCCUCUCGGCCUUGUUCUCUCUCGCCGCCGCCAUCCCGGUGCCGGAGGUUCAAUACCUGACGUUCGUUCUGUUCAUGAUGAUGCGAUCCUUCCUGUACGGGGGGCUCGCCGCGUUCAUCACCAUUACGUUCCCUCCAUGCCACUUUGGAAAACUCUACGGGACAACACGGGCGGUGGCGGCCAUCGUUUCCCUGCUCCAAUAUCCUCUCUUCAUCAUCAUUAAUGGUCCCUUGCAGGACGAUCCAUUGUACAUGAACAUCGCACUUAUCGUUCUGGUAUCCUUGGCCUUUGUCCACCCAAUCAACGUCUACAUCUACUGCCAGCGGGCCAAGCAGCAGAGGGGAGUGUCAAACCGAGGAGUGAGCGAGAGAGAAAGAGAGAGAUUGAGGAAUGUCAAGAAGGAGAUAAUGUUAUAAAAUAUGCUUCUAAAAUGAUGAAGGAGACUUUCAACAUCGAGCACUAUGAAAAUCAUCCAUUUUUGGAUAACGCACAUAGGAUUGGGAAGAAAUCUGGUCGCCAAGAUAAACCGAGAAAUUUGAUUGUUCGGUUUCACUUCUUGCAGAUGAAGGAGAAUAUUCUCCAGGCUGCAAAAAAGUUGGGCGUGGUUGAAUAUGAAGGAUGCAAGUUUCGGUUUGUUCC